GUCUGUGUGUUGCGAGUCUCCCUGGCUUACAGCUCGUGCAAUAGCAUUAUCGUUGGCCUUUUUUGCAACAUCAUGUCCGCGACACCAGUGGAUGAGGUUAUCGAGAUCGACUCGGAGUCCGACCGGGAGACGGAGCGCACGCCUCCUUCGUCGCAGGAAACAUCCUCUCACACGUCUCCUACCUCCGCGGAAUCUGGCGGACGCAGCCGCCGCAACUUCCAGCAGUGGGCUCCGCACUACGGCUUCGGAGACUGUGUCGGUGUGGAAGAGGCUUGCGACAUGGGCCCAGGCGGCGGGCCCGCCGCGGCGGGCCCGCCGCAGCGGGCCCAGCAGGCCUAUGUGACCUUUGCAAUCUGCCGGAUCUGCCCGAAGUACACCUUUUCGGUGGCCCUUCGCCGCAUCGAAACCGUGGACGGCGACAUCGCUGCCGAGCUACGCCUGCGUAUGCAACGGGCAUGGCGCCGGAAAGAUCCAAGCCGCCCCCGCCGAGCUGCGCGCGGACCGUACAAGAAGUCCCGCAGGGCAAGUCCGGUUUGCAACGCAGAGUGGCAGGCGGUGACAGACGAGUCGGAGCUCGGCGACUACCACGACAUGCAACCGGAUGCGGACCCAGAAGCUUUCGUCGGCAUUCAAACGGAGGUUCACAAGGACAACACGGAGGUCGAGAACACGAAGGAGGACAUCCCCAGGGACUACAUGGACGCGGCUGCGGAGAGAGGCACGAAGAGAGCGCAGAGUCCAAAGGUGAUGCCUCGCCGCAGCGCCCUACGACCGCGAGAGAGUGUGCAAGCGGCCCGCGCGGGUUGGGCGCUCCAGGAGCACUUCCAAGAAGUCGACGAGGGACAGCUCCUGGUCCUGGAGGACGUCCAAUUCAAGAACUGCUGUUUGCCGCUGGCGGUGGCACGCAGCUUGGAAGGACUCGAGGCCACCAGAACGGCCGUGCACAAGUGUGCAGCGCUGUGGAUUGAAGGCCUCCCCGAGCACUUGCGGAACGCGGUCACCAAGAACGAGGCGAAGCCGGGGGAGAUGUUGUUUGAUGACUACCUCGCAAAGGUGGUGGAGGACGACACUUCCAUGAUCGCGUGCCUCGUCAUCCCCCAAGACAACAUCACCCGCGUAUGGGCUGGCAGAAGGGCGGGAUUGACAACGAGCAGAGUGAUAAUCCUGAAGUACGUGCCAUGCCACUUCACCUCGUUGCUGCCGAAGCACGGCGAUCCGCCCAUUGAGAUGCUACUGAAAGGCUUACCUCCUGUACAGGCUUUCUCAUUUAUUGGCACCGCAGAAUUAAGGGAGAGCAUGUGCAACGCACAAAGGACUUCGUGA
Messenger RNA from Symbiodinium necroappetens, 1323 nucleotides. The record is from the annotation of a GenBank genome assembly. NCBI's taxonomy places the organism in Eukaryota, Dinophyceae, Suessiales, Symbiodiniaceae.